Candidozyma duobushaemuli is the source of this 1659-nucleotide messenger RNA. It is a transcript of the gene ELP3, whose product is annotated as Elongator subunit. Lineage: Eukaryota; Fungi; Ascomycota; Pichiomycetes; Serinales; Metschnikowiaceae. Gene Ontology annotation, cellular component: elongator holoenzyme complex; nucleus; cytoplasm. Bases 1 to 1659 code for a protein of 552 amino acids. The transcript has a single exon. The record is from RefSeq and is a predicted model, not a curated record. Gene Ontology annotation, biological process: tRNA wobble base 5-methoxycarbonylmethyl-2-thiouridinylation. Gene Ontology annotation, molecular function: acyltransferase activity, transferring groups other than amino-acyl groups; iron-sulfur cluster binding.
AUGCCCUCCGCUUUGCAGAAGGGUCGAAAGUUGGCUCCCGAAAAGGAGCGUUUUAUUCAGUGCUGUGCUGAUAUUUCCUUGGAGCUUGUGGCCUCUCUCAAGACAAAUAAAGACGUUAAUCUCAAUGGCCUCAUCACCAGGUAUGCGAAGAAGCACAAGUUGAAACACCAGCCCAGGCUUACCGACAUCAUCUCAUCGAUUCCAGACCAGCAUAAGAAGUAUUUGAUACCCAAGCUCAAGGCCAAGCCCGUGAGAACAGCAUCUGGAAUCGCUGUUGUUGCGGUGAUGUGUAAACCACACAGAUGCCCACAUAUCGCCUACACUGGUAACAUUUGUGUCUACUGCCCUGGUGGACCGGACUCGGAUUUCGAAUAUUCGACACAAUCUUACACAGGCUAUGAACCAACCUCCAUGAGAGCGAUUCGUGCUCGUUACGACCCUUACGAACAAGCCAGAGGAAGAAUCGAACAACUCAGGCUGUUGGGUCACUCUAUUGACAAGGUGGAGUACAUCGUCAUGGGCGGAACUUUCAUGUCUUUGCCCCAAGAUUACAGAGAGGGUUUUAUUACCCAGUUGCAUAAUGCCCUUUCCGGCUACAAUGGUAAGAACAUCGACGAGGCCAUCCGCUUCUCUCAGCAGUCACAGACUAAGUGUGUCGGUAUCACAAUUGAAACCAGACCUGACUACUGUACUGAAACGCAUCUUAGUGAUAUGUUGAAGUACGGCUGCACGAGAUUAGAGGUGGGUGUUCAGUCGGUAUACGAAGAUGUGGCCAGAGACACUAACAGAGGUCACACAGUGAAGGCCGUAUGUGAAACAUUUUGCAUUGCUAAGGAUGCUGGAUACAAGGUCGUCAGUCAUAUGAUGCCAGAUUUGCCAAAUGUUGGCAUGGAGCGUGAUCUUGAUCAAUUUAUCGAGUACUUCGAGAACCCAGCAUUCAGAACCGACGGCCUCAAGAUCUAUCCAACAUUGGUUAUCAGAGGCACCGGUCUUUACGAGCUCUGGAAGAAGGGUCUCUAUAAAUCGUACAACGCCAAUGCGCUUAUUGAUUUAGUUGCCAGAAUCUUGGCUCUCGUGCCUCCUUGGACCCGUAUCUAUCGUGUUCAGCGUGAUAUCCCCAUGCCAUUGGUUUCCUCCGGUGUGGAAAAUGGUAAUCUUCGUGAAUUGGCCUUGGCCAGAAUGAAGGAUUUCGGCACAACGUGCAGAGACGUUCGUACAAGAGAAGUGGGUAUCCAAGAAGUGCAUCACAAGGUUCUGCCUGACCAGGUUGAGCUUUUGAGAAGAGAUUAUACUGCCAACGGCGGUUGGGAGACUUUCUUGUCCUACGAGGACCCCAAGCAGGAUAUCCUCAUCGGUUUGUUGCGUUUAAGGAAAGCCACCAAGAAAUACACCUACAGGGAGGAGUUCAAGAACCAGCCAACAUCGAUUGUGCGUGAGUUGCACGUUUACGGCUCUGUUGUCCCAUUGCAUUCUAAGGAUCCUAGAAAGUUCCAGCAUCAAGGUUUUGGUACCUUGUUGAUGGAGGAGGCCGAGCGCAUUGCUAGGGAGGAGCAUGGAUCAGAGAAGAUUAGUGUUAUUUCGGGUGUGGGUGUCAGGAACUACUACGCCAAGUUGGGAUACGAGGUGGACGGACCUUAUAUGUCCAAGAUGCUUGUAUAA